AUGGGUAAAAAAUCAAAGAAGAACAACAACAAAAAGCAAAAGCAACAAAAGGAGGAGGCGAACAACAAUGCCGAUACCCAGAGUACCUCUGAAGAUGCCACUUCGGAACAAGAAGUGCCACAAACCAAUGAAGCCAUUCUUGAUGAUUCCUCAAGUAAGGCUUCAAACGAGCCUGAAGAACAACUACCAGUUGUUGAGUCUUCUUCAGCAAACACAGCAGAAGAGGAAAACAAGUGCUCUACUGAAGCAACACCACAACAAGACUCAGUUGUAGAGCCUGUAAACACUGAGAAUGUGUCUUCUGAUGCUCAUCAAGAGUCCACAAAAUCCGAAGAAAUCGUUUCUGAAGAAACAACACCUGUUGCCAAUGAAGUGUCGUCAUCCACAACUGUUGUAGUUCAGGAGACUCCGAACGAGGAAACAAAGACUUUAUCAGAAGAAGUAGUAACAGAAGAGAAGAAGGAAGAACCAGCAUCAGCUGUUGAAGUCAAAGUGGAUGACAUCAAGUCCGAAAUUGCAGAAGAGGCCAAGCCACAACUGGUUGUUGAAGAAAACCAGCAACAACCUGCUACUACUGUUGAAGAAACCGUACAAGUAGAAGAACAACGAACGUCAGAAUCUGUUCCUAUCGUGUUGGAAGAACCAAAAAUUAUCCAAGAGACAACCAUUGUUCCUCAAGAACAAGAGCCUACACCAACGACACAAGUAGAAUCAGAAAAAAUUGAGAACAAAGAAGAACCGACAAACGAAGUCACAUCGAAUGUCGAACCAGUAACUCAAGUAACUCAGGAAAAUAAGGUGGAAGAGAUUGUUGAGCAAGUAACAAAUGUUGAGAUAAAGAAGGAGGAGACUGUUGAAACUACAAUUCAAGUGAACUCAUCACAGGAAGUCAUACCGUCCAAAGACCGCACUACUGUAGUGGAGGAAGUAAAGUCUGUUGAGACUACAGAAGUGCCAUUAGAACCUUCUCAAGGUGUUGCAGUUGUGGAAACCAAAGUAGAGGAGCAAAAAGAUGUUGAACAUUCUGCUCAUGUUGAUGAAACGAUCAAGGUGGAAGAACAAAAAACCGAAGAUGUUAAACCUACUGUCGAAGAGCAAGUUGUUCAACCAGCAGUAGAGAUAAAUAAGGUUGAAGAAAACAAAGCCACUGAAGAACCAAAGCAGGAAUUACCGCCUGUUGAAGACACAAAGGUCGAACAAUCAAACGCAACAGUUGAAACUUCCAAACCUGUGGAGCAAGAAAAGCCAAUGGAAGAGAAACAUGAAGUUAAGUCUCAAGAAGAAACACCAUCACAGAAUCAAAUUGUGAUUGAAGAGAACAGUCAACCAGUUGAACAAAAAGAGACAACUUCAACAGAAGUUGCUAAACCUGCCACUGUUGAAGAAACCGUCAAAGUGGAAGAGGCAAAAACAGAUGUUAAACCUGCUACUGUUGAAGAAACCAAGACAGAAGUCAAAGAAGACGUUAAAUCAGUCGAAGAAUCAAAAGGUGAAGCUAAGGGAGAGGUCAAGAACGAACCUGUCACAGAAACUGAUGCAAAGAAAUCCAAACCUGAGGAAAAGAAAAAGAAGUGUAUCGUCAUGUAA
This is a messenger RNA of Naegleria lovaniensis, 1587 nucleotides long. RefSeq lists its product as uncharacterized. Bases 1 to 1587 code for a protein of 528 amino acids. Lineage: Eukaryota; Heterolobosea; Eutetramitea; Acrasida; Naegleriidae. The record is from RefSeq and is a predicted model, not a curated record. The transcript has a single exon.